Messenger RNA from Xenia sp. Carnegie-2017, 943 nucleotides. Its product is annotated as profilin-like. The coding region runs from base 180 to 602 and encodes 140 amino acids. Gene Ontology annotation, molecular function: actin monomer binding. The transcript is spliced from 3 exons. Gene Ontology annotation, cellular component: cell cortex. NCBI's taxonomy places the organism in Eukaryota, Metazoa, Cnidaria, Anthozoa, Malacalcyonacea, Xeniidae. The record is from RefSeq and is a predicted model, not a curated record.
GGAAAGGCGUUGGUUAGCCAUAAGCAGCGUUUCCUUUUUCCUGACGUGUUCGCACCAUACUGACAAACUCUUCAACUUGAAUUGCUUCUGCAGUUUAGUCAGUUUCUAUCCUGCCAACCUAGCACACAACACCUUCGUGGAUUAAGAAGAGUCACUCAAAAGCAAGUCUACAGAAAAAAAUGAGUUGGGAUAGCUAUAUUGAUAAUCUUAUCGCCCAGACCAAAGAUGCUAGUGGUACAGCGCAUGCUGAUAAGGCAUGUAUUAUUGGGUUAGAUGGUGGUGCAGCCUGGACAACAGCUGGUCAUGCAAAUGCAUUAAAGCUUCAAGGAUCCGAGGGUGCAAAUAUUGCCAAAGCAUUUAAGGCCAAAGAUUUCACUUCAUUUCAGGCUGGUGGAGUUUGGGCUGAAGGAGUGAAAUAUCAAUUUUUGCGAGAAGAAGAUGGUAAACUUGUCGCUGCUAAAAAGAAAGAUCAAGGUGCCUUAACUCUUCAAGCUAGCAAAACAGCCAUUGUUAUUGGUCACACAGCUGAAGGAUGUCAACAAGGAAAUACAAAUAAAGGCGUGGCUGUGAUUGCUGAAUAUCUAGAAAGCUUAGGAAUGUGAUGAUACAAAACCUUUGAACAUAGCUUUGUUAAAAAUUUGAUUAUUUGCAUUGAAGACAUAUUUCCCAUUUCUUAUGGUGAACUUUGCUCAUUAGACUUUUCUCCUUAUUUUGAUUUGUAAAUGUAUAAAAUUGAACUAGAUCAAUUCAAAUUGGUAGCACAACUGAAGUGUCUUAUCAUUUUGACAGUACCACACAGCUUCAUUUAUCACGAGCAAUGCAGGAAGUUUAGUUCUAUUCUCCUGUUUAAAUGUUAAAUGAUUCUGUUUUACUCUUAUAAGUUGGUCGCAAAUGGUUCAAAACUGAAGAAUGUAAUUUUGAUAAAAUAAAAAUACUUUUGAAA